UCAUGGCGGAGUUCCUGUAUUUCCCGGCAUGCCAGGAGCUCCUGCUCCUCCGCCUUAUACGCCAUAUCCAACAGGAGGAUAUCCGGGAAUGUCAGGACAAACAACUUCUUAUCCAACAGCAUCUACUGAUCCGUAUCGAAAUCCAUCAAAUCAUCAAUACGUUCCUCCGAAACAAAACAAAGGUAUCAUCGAAGACACCAAAGACUUCAUUAACAACAUAAUUGGCAAAGCAACUAACUCAAUCGUGCCAUCUCAAAAUCCUCACAAGUACAACAACAACCAUAAUGCAUACAAUCCAGGGGGAUUUGCGCCUCAAUCUCAACCAUAUUAUCCCGGAAGUCAACCAAUGUAUCCACAAACAGGUCAUGGAAACAAUGGAGGAAUAUUAGGAGCUUUGGGAGGAGGAACAGCAGCUGCUAUAUUAACGGGAGUUGCAAUGAAGGGGGGAAAGAAAAAAAUGAAGAAAAAUAAAGCCUUGAAAUACGCAGCUGGCGCCGGAGCUCUUGGAUUAGGAGGAUAUGCGAUAUCGAGAGCAUUGAGAAGAAGUUCUUCGAGCUCAUCAAGUUCUUCGGAUUGA
Culicoides brevitarsis is the source of this 577-nucleotide messenger RNA. RefSeq lists its product as uncharacterized. The coding region runs from base 29 to 577 and encodes 182 amino acids. The transcript is spliced from 5 exons. The record is from RefSeq and is a predicted model, not a curated record. NCBI's taxonomy places the organism in Eukaryota, Metazoa, Arthropoda, Insecta, Diptera, Ceratopogonidae.